AUGGUGCAUUGUGCAACCAAUCACAUCACUCCCAGCGACAACAUUAUAUGGUGCACUACACUGUGCAACCAAUCACAUCGCUCCCAGCGACAACAUUUCAUGGUGCACUACACUGUGCAACCAAUCACAUCGCUCCCAGCGACAACAUUCCAUGGUGCACUACACUGUGCAACCAAUCACAUCGCUCCCAGCGACAACAUUCCAUGGUGCACUACACUGUGCAACCAAUCACAUCGCUCCCAGCGACAACAUUUCAUGGUGCACUACACUGUGCAACCAAUCACAUCGCUCCCAGCGACAACAUUCCAUGGUGCACUACACUGUGCAACCAAUCACAUCGCUCCCAGCGACAACAUUAUAUGGUGCACUACACUGUGCAACCAAUCACAUCGCUCCCAGCGACAACAUUUCAUGGUGCACGACACUGUGCAACCAAUCACAUCGCUCCCAGCGACAACAUUCCAUGGUGCACUACACUGUGCAACCAAUCACAUCGCUCCCAGCGACAACAUUCCAUGGUGCACUACACUGUGCAACCAAUCACAUCGCUCCCAGCUAUGUUUGAAUGGUAAUUGUUCCAGAAUACACUUCAAUGGAAAUGGAAAUAAGGUUGAAGAAUUAGACCUUCCUUCAUUCAUGAAAACAGAGGGUGGAGUAUUGUGUGCAUUAAUUCUCUUUGUCUUUGUGUGGAGAUUAAUUGGCAUUUGUGAUACAAAGCGGACACAACGAAUCAAAAGGGUAGAUUUAGAGGGGAGAAAGAAAUGUGGGGGCAACCUCUUUUUCAUUUGGUUUUGUCUCUCUUUCGCAAAUUUUGUAACAUGCAGUAUAGGAGCAUCAAAAGUAAUCCCAUUUUAUAAAUAUGAAGUCUCUAAGAACUAUACAUACGUGUACAACUGUGAUUCCAAAUUCUAUAGCUUUUACCACAAUACCAAGAUUGGACAAUUGGUCGUAGUCGUGCCAUAUGCUGCUUACAUUCUUAUCACCAUCUUUGUAGUCAUUCCAAAGGGAAAAGUUUGGUUUUUGCGACAUAAAUGGCGUCAGUGGGCCAGUCUUCUUGAUGCCGACCAAGAUGGCAUCAUCAGCACACGUGACAUGGAGAAGAUCAACGCCAGACUAGAAGAGCUCCGACAAGCAAUUGGGGAUAGAACGACACCUCUAGAUGCAGAAAAACAGAACAAAUGGUGGAACGAUCAUAUAUUCAAAAGAGAAGUCGACAAAGAUAUUUCUAUUGACGGCUAUAUUAAUUAUCUUGAAGGAAUUUAUAAUCCUGCGGAUACGGAGAAAAAAAUGCGCCCUGUUAUCACUGGCUUUUUUAAUUUUUUCUCAACUCCUGAAUUCCGAAAGCAGAAUCAACCAAUUAUUGAAGAAGAUUUUAUCAAGUUUUGGACGAUAUUAAAAAAUAUUGAUAAACUCCACUGCAGGAGAUCAUUUAUCAGACAUUUCCUGAAUCCAUUGACAAUGGCUAGUUUUCUUGAGGAUUUCGUUGCCUUUUUAUCUUAUAAUGAUUUCUUCGAUGAAAACACAACCAGAGUUCAUAAUUUAUUAAAACCUCCCGGAAAGUGAAACUUCAUUGUAUAAUACUACUUAAACGAUCUUUCGAAAUUUACAUGUUAAGCAUGACCUCGUCUAGAAGCAUUCAUACGUUCAUUUAUCACGUAAAAAUUUGGUCUUGCAGCUAGCUAGCGGUAAUAUUCAAUCACAGAAACAAAAUAUUAUUGGCAAUAUAUAGCU
Messenger RNA from Mytilus trossulus (common blue mussel), 1731 nucleotides. RefSeq lists its product as uncharacterized. Lineage: Eukaryota; Metazoa; Mollusca; Bivalvia; Mytilida; Mytilidae. The transcript has 4 exons. The record is from RefSeq and is a predicted model, not a curated record. Bases 1 to 1563 code for a protein of 520 amino acids.